UUCUUUAAUUUGUUGUUGACGAGUGCCAUCGCGUUAUCUCAUGCGAAAAAGUCCAAACAUAACAAGCUUUGGUCUGCCUUCACAAUCUGCUGUCAGCUGUUAGUGUUGUGCCUUAUCUCCUCAGGCACAAACAAGGCAUAGGCUGCACUCGCGCGCAAUGCUCUAGCAAUUUGUUCAGUUUAUGCCUGUGUUGGACCGACGCUAGUCAUUUUUAUUUUCUUGUUUUGUGCCACCAUUGCUUUGAAGUGUAUUCACUGUAUUAACUGUAUUUAAAGGACAUCUGGCGUGUGAGCGAGCAUGACGAAACUCCUGGACGAGCCGCUUACACCCAGUCCCAACGCCAACAUGAACCAACAGGGCCAGUGGCGUUAUCACGGGACGGGUGACCCAGCGCUCACUUCUGGCGUCCCUGAAUCAACCGCCAAUAACAGCUAUCACGCUAAUCGCAGCCGCGCCAACCUGUUGGAGCAGUCGAUCCGCGAAGAGCCCGAGGACGACGACCUCUGCUAUUUCCCCCUUCCCGCCGCCAAUCCCGCUCCCCGCAGCAAGACCGGCACACUGCACCGGCUGGGCGACAAGGUGCUGCAUCUGACGCAGCGCGGAUACGGCUCCUUUCCCCUGCCCAGGGGCCGCGGCGCCCCCGGGGGCGGUCACAAGUUUGUGCAGUUCAGCGACCGCGUGCUGCCCCUGCCCGCCCACCGCGAGGGCUGCAGCAAGGCCAAGCUGGGCUUUGUCGCCGUUGUUGUGCUGAUCAUCCUGGGCCUCACAGUUGGCAUCAUCGUGGAAAUGCGUGCCGGCCGUCAUGAUCACUGGCAGCCAAGUCUAUCUGCAUCCUCAGCAGCCAGCAGCCAGUUUCCUGAGCUGCGCCAGCAAAUCCUGCGCACCAAGCACUUUGUCAGUGCCGAAAGCCAAGAGAACACGGUGCGCGACAUGGUAAACCGACUUCUGCCGCGGGAACAGGCCGACCUCUUCACCUUCUCUGUCGUUCCUUCGGCGUUUGACGAUCCGGCACUUGACACCGCUAAUAUCAGCAGCGUCAAUGGAACUGUCCGCAUCACCGGCAACUCUGGCACGGCAUGUUCUUUCGCUUUCUACCACUUCCUCAAAUACUACUGCGGUGCGCAUAUUUCCUGGUCGGCCCGCCAGUUGCAGCUUCCAGCGAUAUUGCCCGAUGUAUCCGUAAUCGUCAAAAAAGCCGACCUACUGCAUUAUUACCAGAACGUGUGCACGUCCAGUUAUUCUUUCGUGUGGUGGAAUUGGACACGUUGGGAAGAAGAGAUCGACUGGAUGGCGCUGCAGGGAAUAAACUUCCCGCUGGCUUUUACGGGCCAAGAAGAGAUUUGGCGGCGGGUUUACACUCGCCUGGGUCUAACCGAGGAGGAACUGGACGGUUUCUUUGUCGGACCGGCUUUUCUUGCUUGGGGCCGCAUGGGUAACAUUCGCGCGUGGGGUGGGCCCUUACCGCGGCAGUGGAUGGACGAGCAGGUGCAGCUGCAACACCAGAUACUGGCCAGAAUGCAGUCGUUCGGCAUGAUUCCUAUACUGCCGGCUUUUAGCGGCAUCGUUCCAGUUUCGCUUCUUCGAUUGUAUCCUAAGCUGAACAUGACCCGGAUGACCAACUGGGCCGGCUUUCCCGACGACCUGACUGGGUCUUACUUCUUGGAUCCGCACGAAGUGUUAUUCGGGGAAUUAGCGGAUCUCUUUAUCACAGAGAUGAAUGCGGAAUACAAAUACACAAGCCACUUUUACAAUGUUGAUACCUUCAACGAGCAGAAGCCGCGAGAUCCCAGCGGUUGGGACGCUGAAUUUAUCCGUGAAACGAUCGCCGUUAGCUAUGCCGGAAUGCGGCAGGCUGAUCCCAACGCCUUCUGGGUAAUGCAAGCCUGGAUGCUAACAUUCGACACAGAGUUCUGGACACCAGACAGAACGGCGGCACUGUUGACUGCCAUUCCAACGGGACGCCUAAUCAUGCUGGAUCUGUACGCGGAAGUUCUGCCCACCUACAACACAACGCGUUCCUUCUACGGCCAGCCCUUCAUCUGGUGCAUGUUGCAUAACUUCGGCGGCGUACUCGGACUGUACGGGCGGCUGACGUCCGUCAGCACGGGUCCACCGGCAGCCCGUCAGUACGUCAACACCUCCAUGGUGGGUGUUGGCAUUUCCCCGGAAGGUAUCAACCAGAACGAUAUGAUUUACGAAUUCAUGAACGAGAUGGCCUGGCGCACGCAGAUCCCCGACGUCGAUAAAUGGGUGGCCGCCUACACGGAGCGUCGAUACGGCGGGGAGACCCGCGACGGCCAGCGAGCGUACCACGUUCUCCGCACUUCCGUCUGGGAAUGCCCGGCUAGCAUCCACGAUAACGGCCAGUACACCAUCACACGACGACCGCGUUUCGGUUUGUGGGAGCCGAUGUGGUAUGAACCGGAUCAAGUGUUUACCGCGCUGGAUAUGUUGCUGGAGCAGAGCAGCACCCUCCCCAAGCAGGGCGCUCCGGGCUUCCUCUAUGACAUGGUGGACGUAACGCGGCAAACCCUGCAGAUAGCAUUUGCCUACUUCUACCAGAACCUGGAACAGGCUUACAGCGACAAGCGCGUGGAUCGUGUAGUGUUGUACGGUGAAGCCUUGGAGCUGAUUCUGCUGGACCUGUCGUCCGUCUUGUCGCUGCAUCCCAGUUUCCAGCUGACACCCUGGAUCGAGGCCGCCAAAUCGUGGGCGCGCGGUGAGAACCAGACGGAAUUCUACCAGUGGAACGCCCUCAAUCAGAUUUCGGUGUGGGGCCCGCAUGCGCAGAUUCUCGAUUAUGCCACCAAGCAAUGGAGCGGCGUGGUGGCGUACUAUUAUCAGCCGCGUUGGCGGAUGUUCAUCGAUGAGGUGGUAGCCAGUUUGGCCGGGGAGAAGGCAUUCAACCAGACGGCCUUCGAUCAACGCGUCUACCAGGACGUGGAGUUAGUGUUUACCUAUUCUAACCCCAGCGACUUGGCCGUGGCGGAGGAUCAGAAUGUGGCGGAUUUCGACAAUAUCGUCCAUCAGGCACGUUCGCUGCAUCGCCGAUACCAGGAUUACCGCUCGCCGGAGUUUCUGGAGCGGCUAUCCUCAAAAAGAUCUUCUCGCAGGAGGAACGGUACGCAGCGGACGCGUAAACAUCACCGCGAGUAGGCGCUGGUGGAGGCCGGGGCUUGGGCACGUAGUCGAGGGCACGGAUAGUGCUGCUCUAUUUUUAUCUGUGAUGUGUUUCUGUUUUUAUGCCUUCGUUAGUUUAUUAUGUUUCAGGUUAAUGCGCUUGCUCAACUGCACUCUGCGAUUUCAAGUGUAUGCUUCGCAAUUAAAACUUUGUUUGUGGGAAA
Paramacrobiotus metropolitanus is the source of this 3344-nucleotide messenger RNA. Its product is annotated as alpha-N-acetylglucosaminidase-like. The transcript has 21 exons. The record is from RefSeq and is a predicted model, not a curated record. The coding region runs from base 298 to 3156 and encodes 952 amino acids. NCBI's taxonomy places the organism in Eukaryota, Metazoa, Tardigrada, Eutardigrada, Parachela, Macrobiotidae.